This is a messenger RNA of Stylonychia lemnae, 1116 nucleotides long. The record is from the annotation of a GenBank genome assembly. NCBI's taxonomy places the organism in Eukaryota, Ciliophora, Spirotrichea, Sporadotrichida, Oxytrichidae.
AUGCAAAAGCUAGCACUAGUUGCUCUACUAGCAUCAUCAGCCCUCACUGCUAAGAUCCCACUCAUCAAGAAAGACAUGACAAAGGAAUAGUACUUUGCUCUGAAAGAAAGAAUUGAGAACAGAAGCUAUGAAAACAAAUUCCUAGACAAUGGUCUUGAAUCACACAUUCCAGUUAAGGACUUUAUGAAUACUCAAUACUUUGUUGAAGCUCAAAUCGGAACCCCAGCAUAAACCUUUACUGUUGUUCCAGAUACUGGUUCAUCUAACCUUUGGGUAUACUCAAGCAAGUGUUCAGCUCUUGUUUGUUGGUAUCACUCUAAGUAUGAUUCAUCUAAGUCAUCUACAUACAAGACAAAUGGUGAGAAAUUUGAUAUCACCUACGGAUCUGGAUCAAUCAAUGGAUUCGUUUCCGAAGAUGUUACUUCUUUCGGAGGUGCUCAAGCAAGCAUGCAAUUUGGAGAGAUUGAAGCUGUCUCUGGACCUUCAUUCUACGCUUCUCAAAUGAGUGGAAUCCUUGGUUUAGCCUAUGGAUCUAUCUCAGUUGAUAAGCUACCAACUUUCAUUGACUCAAGCAACCUAAGUGACAAGAGUUUCUCAUUCUAUCUUCAUGAAAACCCAGAUGCCAGCUAUAUGACUAUCCCAGGUUUCGAUAGUGAGGCUCUCAAUGGACAAGAACUCCAGUUCCAUAAUGUUGUAGAAGAGAGAUACUACUCAUUAAACCUUACUGGAAUGAAAUAAGGAGACUAAAAGGUAGAUGCUACUGGAUACAAAGCAGUAAUUGAUUCAGGUACUUCAGUUCUAGUUGGUCCUCAGCCACUUGUCAAGCAACUUAUUGAAGGUAUCGUUGUUAGUCCAGAUUGCUCAAACGUCAGUUAACUCCCAGACAUUACCUUCACCAUUGAUGAGACUGAUUAUACUCUUACACCUGAUGACUAUAUUCUUAAGUUAACUGAGGCUGGCCAAACAGAAUGUGUUAUUGGAGUCAUGGGUCAACUCUUCCCAGAGAGCUUCAAAUACUUUAUUCUUGGAGACACUUUCAUGAGAAAGUUCUACUCAUUCUUCGAUAAGAACAACAAUAGAGUUGGUUUCAUUCCAAGAUCCCAACUUAAGCAUUGA